AUGGACAUUGAUGUACUCGCAAAGCUUGCAGAGGAGGCAUUGACAUCUCCAGACAAGGCUGUACGCGAUAGGGCUGCCGCUAGACUCCGUUUUAUGAGCUGCUUUGACCAUUGGGAAGAAGUAAAGAGUUUGCUGCCGCUGUGCCAGAGUAAUUACUUGCGUUUUAUUAUAUGCAAAGCGAUGCAUUUUGUUGUAAGUAAUGAAUUAGGACCCAAGGAACGGAAAUAUAUUCAACUGUAUGUUCUGGACUACCUGACUAUGAUGCGUGAGCGCGGUGAAGAGCUUCCAUUAUAUGUUAAAAAUGAGUUGUAUUCUAUUUAUGCAUGUGCUAUCUACGUGAAUUGGAGGCUGGAAAUCUUAUCCAUGGAGCAGGGCUCUGAACCGAUUGGAAUGUCCAUUGUAGGAGAACUUUCUUCUCGUUUUCCUGUAAGCGAUUUGCUAGACUGCAUACUGGAGGUGCUUACAUACUUUGCGCAAAAAGAAUCAAUUGAUGGUUUGCAAAGCCUGCGAUCGAAUUUUGUAGAGGGAUUUAUUCCGAUUGUUUUUAGUUUUAUUGUGACCCAAUUUUCUUCCUGUCUAAAAGGUGCACUCGAGGUGUGCUGCACUAUCAUGGAGAUUAUGUCAACGCGUUGUCCUCCAGCACUUAUCACAGUGAAAAACAAGACGGAUGAAAGUAUCUUUUUGGAGAAGGGUGAAAAAUGGUUUCCUGCGCUUUCACUACUUGUUGAUGGUUGCAUUCAAAUUCUUUUGACGUAUCAGUCCCUGGAUUUGAGAGGAAAGUGUGUCCGGUUUCUACGAAUGGCCUCUUCGAUAAUUUGUGUCGACCCUGAGUGGCUUCAGUCGCAAAACAAGUUAAGUGACUCGUUUCUUGAACUGUUUUCCAGAUUACCUUCUCUGUAUAAGUCCAGUGGAUUGCCGCAACUGUUACAAUUAGGCUGUGCAGUUCUUGUAAACGUAUCUGACCGCGACGAAGGCAGGGUUUCAAAUUAUUUGUUGAAUCGCCCAUAUCUUAUUGAGCAGUGGGAAGAGGCGGUCAUUGGUGUGCUGGAAAGAUGGGAGGAUGGUGAAGAAGAGCUUCGCCAGGAACUUAUGCAUUUGUUUUUCCUCCUUGGUGAUCGUGUCAUUCCUUGUUUGGCGGGAGAAGGUGAGAAUACACGGGAAAUGCCGAUCAUGAGAAGCAUUAUGCAAGUAUCCCGGUGUUACUUUGACAAUGUUGUUGCCAAAGCACACCUUGCUGAGGAUUCCUACGAAGCACGCUCCGAUUUGGGUAUUAUGUUACACAACGAAAAGACCCUUUUGCCUAUUGCCGAAAUGCUGUUUUGCGAGAAAAUUGACAUCUACGGCAUUGUUGCACAGCGGUUGCGAAGUACUAUUGAGCAGUAUGAGUUGUGCGUGCGUAUCCGGGAGACCGGUGAUUCGGAUGGGAUGGGUGAUCUCUUGUUGUCUCUUGCAGUGAAUGUGCAGGCCGUAUUUCCUACCCUCACUGCAUUGGAUGCACCCCUUUUUCUUAUGCAUGUCUGCUUAUCGCGGCUUUCCGUCAUUAUUUCUACCGUGGCGAUUGCCGUGUUAAAUAACGCAGCACAUCAAAGCGAUGAAUUGGUUGGAAUUCUAGCUCGGUUUGCGCGUGAGUUGCUCUCUGUGGAUGGUACAUUGACCAGCGCUCUUUUAACGAGUCUUUCUCUGGUAGAUGUAGAGGAUGAUGAUUCUCAACUUUCUUCAACGACAGGAGGAGGUAAAGUUCACUUGGGCAUAUUACGUGCCCUCUUUUUUUUCUGUGUGUGUCUAUAUGAGUCUUUUUCUGAGCCCUCUAGUGAAUUUUAUGAAAUCAUGAUCAGCUUGUUAUGUUACGUUUACUUACACCACAGCGAAAAGGCAUGUCUUACCCAUGAUGCAAACCUCCUACUUAAUAGGGUGCUAAUGCAGGGUGUAUGCGGUUUUUUUUUGUCAUCGGAAAAGAUGUUCUCCAUUCUUAUGGCGAUGAAGGAGGAACGAAUUGAGCUCCUCCGUAUCACUAGCGAUAAACUUACUGAUGAGGGGAGAAAGGCCCGCUCUAGAAUGCUUAGCACCCUGACAUCCUUUACUGAGUGCCGUCAUUAUGCGGGAUUCCCAACGUUGGACCUUAUCUCUUGUAUCGUCACCCGAUCAUUGGAUGUGGAUCGUUUAACGGCGGAUCCUCAUUCAGUUUUUUAUGACUUGUGUGCUAUUGCGGAUGGCAUCAAUCAGGUGGAAAGCCUUUAUUGCUUGCUGGAUGCUCUACUCAAACGGAGUCAGGAAAUAGAGGAUCUGCUUCGGGCUUUACCUGCAAACGCACCCUUAUUGCUGCGGUUAUGUGCCAAACUCUGUAACUUGGCAACACGUUUAUUUGUGGAAGAUAACAAAUGUGAAACACGUUGGGGGUUGGUUGGCUUUGCUUUCCGUGCCGUACAUGGUGUCAUGCACACACUGGGUUUGUCAAGCUCAAACUGGAAGGGAUCAAUAGAAGAAAUCCCGCCGGGUGUGGUGAGUGAGAUUUAUGUGUAUGAUGUUGCAGACAUUAUUUACAGUAUGAUUAGUGGUGAAUGGUGCAACUUGGGUGUCGCAUUGUUUUACAGUAAAGAUUUUAUUUUUUUAUACGGAGGUUUUCUCUCGCUUCUUUUUUCCGUACCUGCCGAAUUGGUGAUGGCGCACAAGAAUUCUCGUGAACGGGUGUUUAAUGCGCUUAUGAAGACUUUUUUGUCAAGUGGAAAUCUUGGGAUUGAGAUAAAAGAAUUUUUGGACACCCACUUUGUGUGGAAACGGUUGUUGAAGUAUUUUGUGAAUUGUUUGCGCUACUCAUUUAUGCCAGCUAUCAUUUGUGCGGUGGAUGCGUUUUUUACUUUGUUGGAAAAUACUUCUGCGCAUGGCAGCUCGUUUGUAGAAGAUAAAACCAUUGGUGACCUUUUUGAGGAAUUGGCGGUUCAUAUUACAGUUUCUCCAUAUAUGGAACUAAGGGAAAUUGGUUUAUGUAUUAAGUUGCUGACGAAGUGCAUCCAAUUUUGUGGUGUUGUGUGCACUGAGAGGAUGGAAAAACUGCUGGACUUCUGCACUGCGUACCACCGUGUCCGUCUUCGCCAUUUAUUUACAGUCAUUUGUUCUGGUAACGAAGAUGCGCCCGCGUCUUACACCACGGUGUUCGGCAGGGAAUCGAAAGUUCAAACCCUCUCCGCGUGGUGA
Trypanosoma cruzi is the source of this 3192-nucleotide messenger RNA. RefSeq lists its product as uncharacterized. The coding region runs from base 1 to 3192 and encodes 1063 amino acids. The transcript has a single exon. The record is from RefSeq and is a predicted model, not a curated record. NCBI's taxonomy places the organism in Eukaryota, Euglenozoa, Kinetoplastea, Trypanosomatida, Trypanosomatidae.